AUGCCGUGUCGAGCCGCCCAGGGGGGCCAAGUUAACGAGCAUCGAGCAAACUUUCUAUUUUUGGCUGCCUCGUCCUUCCCUUUCGCCCAAUACCCGCCCGAAACCGAAAAGCUACCACGUCUCUCUGUCUUGGUCAUCGUCUGCAAAAUCACCGCGCAACGAUUGUCCCCGCCACCUAUAAUACAGUGCGACUCAGAAGGUGUUUUGAAAAUGGGCUGCUGCUUCUCACGAUCUGGAGGGCCAAAUUCCCCUUUUCCCGGUGGCGUACCGAACGCGUCUGCUCGUCAUAUCAUCCAACCGCCUCUCUCCUUGCCAGAAAGUGAACAGGCGCACUUGCAUGCGUCACCUCAACGAAGCCGCCGAAGCCAACGGCCCUUGGAUGAACACAUUAACAAGCCUCUGCGACGACACAAAUGGGCGUCUGCGGACCGGCGAUGGACGAGGGAACAGCUUGAAAGUGAACGCAUAGCCUUCUUCGACACCCGUGUCACUGGACGACCUGAAAUAUGGCAGACAAUCCGGGCUGCCGUGAAUGUCAUGGGGAGUGGCGACUGGGGGGAACCUCGCCAGGAGCACUCGGAUAGUUUGGCGACAGCACAGUCCAUCCUGUCAGCUGCCGAGAUAUCUCUGCCGACGGGCGAUCUCUCAGACGGCGUCUAUGACUCCUUUGGCAACUAUUACCAGCUUCCACAAUGGGUCGUCUCUGAUCCAAUCAAUGUCGCGACGACAAACAGCGUCGACGAUGGUGAGGAAGGAUCUGUAUCCGGAGAUGACGGUACAGUAAACGACGAAGAAGAUGCCCGAAAAUCCUCAAACAGUAUGAAUGCGCAGGGGUUAGAAAAAGGAAAGGGUGUUUCAGAUGCUCGGGAUCAAGUAACUGUACGCGCACGGCUGAGUGAAACGGGUCGCGACUUUGACAUUAGUGCCUCCAGGUCGGAGAGCACUCGGAGUAUCAUCAAGAAGCUGGCUUCCCAAACAUCGCUGCCACCCGAGAAGAAGAUAAAGAUUGCCUACAUGGGAAAGAUUCUGAGAGAAAACCAGUCCCUGGAAGUCCAGGGCUGGCAGAUCGGCCAUGUUGUGAAUGCUCUCGUGUUCAAUAGAUAG
Messenger RNA from Ustilaginoidea virens, 1104 nucleotides. RefSeq lists its product as uncharacterized. Gene Ontology annotation, molecular function: protein binding. The transcript has 6 exons. The coding region runs from base 1 to 1104 and encodes 367 amino acids. Lineage: Eukaryota; Fungi; Ascomycota; Sordariomycetes; Hypocreales; Clavicipitaceae. The record is from RefSeq and is a predicted model, not a curated record.